Molecule: messenger RNA, 3869 nt
Organism: Cylas formicarius (sweet potato weevil)
Lineage: Eukaryota; Metazoa; Arthropoda; Insecta; Coleoptera; Brentidae
Gene: Xpc
Product: DNA repair protein complementing XP-C cells homolog
Exons: 7
Coding region: 163-3669 (1168 amino acids)
Biological process (GO): mismatch repair; nucleotide-excision repair
Cellular component (GO): nucleus; cytoplasm; nucleotide-excision repair factor 2 complex
Molecular function (GO): damaged DNA binding; single-stranded DNA binding
Source: RefSeq, a predicted model, not a curated record
UGUAUUCCCGCCUGUUUAACGUACUAAGGUUAUCUUGUAAGACGAAGCCAAAAGCAAUAGAAUAUCCAUUUAAGCAUCUGUAUCAGAGUACAACUUUGGAUUCGGCUAGCGCGAAAUUUGGGCUUCUUUCUUCUGAUGUGAUGUUUUUAUAAAGUAGUCAAAAUGAAACGCACUCGAAGCAGUAUUAAACGAUAUGUUGAAAGUAGUGAUAGUGAGGAUGACCCUCCUUCAAAAAAACUGAUUUCACCACAAGCACCAAAAGCUGAAAAAAAUACAGAAAGCUCCUCUAGUGAGAGCGAUAUCGAAAACUACCUCCAACGACCAGAUAAAUUAGAUUUAAACUCUGAAUUUUUCAAUUCGCGUAAAAAUGAUGUUCCUGAUUUUAAUAAGAUCGAAAAUGAGAUAUUUGCUGGAAUAACGAGGCUUAGUGAAUCAGAUUCCAGCAGUGAAGGUGAAAAAAACUAUUCAAAUGUGAUGCUCGCAGAAACGAGUUCAAAGUCAUUUAGUAAAAAACUGGAAACAAACUCCAACAAACGAAAAUUAAGUACUUCAGUUGUGGAACCAAAUUUAGAUGCUCUAAAACCAAUUAAAAAUGAAUGUGAUGUGUUAGAACCAACAUCUAAGUUAACUUUUGAUCAGUUUAAAAAUUACACCAGAAAAAUAGAAGAGGCCAAAAAAAUUGUAGAAAAGUACAACGCCCGACACAGAACAGAAGAAAAAAAAAUUGAUAUUAUCAAUAUUCUCACCGCAGGUGAGAUGAAACCCGUGGAAGGGCUAUCUAUUGAGCCCGGUGAUUUACAUUCAAGUGAUUUUGAUUCAACUGAUGAGGAAGCAGAAAACUGGGAAGAAAUUAGUCCUAACAAAUUACUAAAAAGUCAAGAUCUUAUCCCAAAGAAAAAUGUUGAAAUUACUAUUGGCAUGCCCGAUGUAGUGAGAAAGAAAAAGGGGAUUGAUCUACUAGCAGUUAUGAAACGAAGGCUGAAUCGCAUAAGAAAAGAGAACCAAAUAUUGGUCCACAAAGUUCAUUUGUUGUGUUGGAUAGCACAUGGCAACUAUGUCAAUUGCCAAAUUAACGACACUCAAGUAUUAGGGUUGGCAUUGUCGCUUUUACCAUCAGAACAAUGUUAUCCUUCAGAUAGAACUGAUCUCAGUUAUUUAGAGCAAAUAGUGCAGUGGUAUAAACGGACAGUGAGAUGCAUAGAAAAACCCCAAGAAGAUGUUCCUCUGGUUGGGCUACUGCAGCAACAGAUUUCCAAGAAAGAGGCGAACAGCAAUAAAAUGUUAGUUUUGAUUUUUGUAGCUGUGCUAAGAUCUCUGGGAAUUCAAUGUCGGCUCAUAAUAUCUUUGCAAGUUGAACCUUUACGACCUCCCGCGAAUGAACUUCACUCAUUAACUUCGAAAGUUGGAGGACAAUGCAGAGGCGGUGAUAAAAAACCUGUACACAGUCAAAGUAAUAAGGAAUUAUUAAAAACUGUUGAACCUAGUACUUCAACAAAAUCUAAGGAAAUAAAAAAUACAAAUAUCAAAACUCAGAAAGGUGACAAAAAGAUUAAAGAAAAAAUUGUUGAAGGGGCUAAGGGGGUAACAACAAAAACCAAGUUAGGUGAACCAAAAUCUGAAGGUAAAAAUGUGUCGGCCAAAUUACGAACUUGUCGACGUGCUAAAAAUACUUCAAUUUCAACUUCCACGCCACGCAAAAAUUUGGAAAAUUGCAACCCAUCAAAGCAAAAAUCAAAAGCAAUGCAAGAGAAAGAUGUGAAACUUAAACAUUCAUCAAAGUCUGUCAAGAAAACACAAAUUUCAAGAUCUUCAAUGAGAGAGGAAAAAUUAACCACGCGGAGUACUAGCACCACAUCUCAUAAAUCUGAUAAGAAAUCAACACAGAAAGCUGUUACACACAAUAUUAAACGGAAAGAAAUUGAUAGUUCAAAAUUAAAAAGUGGUACCACAAACUCAGACAUCCUGAAAACUGGGCCAAGGUUUGCGGAUGCGCCUAAACGUGAUAGAACCAUUAAAACUGCAGCAAGCGUGUCUAAAAAAUCAAUUCCAAAAGUAAAAAUUCAACAAGUUGAUGGUGCAAAUUGCUCCUCUAGUAGUGAAGAAUUUAUAAUUCCUCAGCUAGAUGGCGCCGGAGAUAAAAAGAAUAAGAGGCCUAAUUUAAACAAGUUGAAAGGAGAUACUAAAAUUUCUGACAAAAUUUUGAAGAGAGAUGAUACAGAUAGUGAGUUUGUUGCUAAUCUGCAAAGAAAUACAAAGCAUAAAGACAAAAAAAGUCCCAAUCUCGGAAAAUUGUCAGAAUGUAAAAAAAAUGUUCUUUCUAAACAAGUAGAUGUCCGAAAUGAUAUAAUCGAUCUUAUAAAAGGUAGAAUAAAGGAACAAAAGCACACGGACCAAAGAAAGAAAGUAAAAAAGACGACAAAAGAAAGUAGCGAUUCAGACAGUGACUAUCUUCCAGAAGUGGUCAUAAAGAAACAAGUGGAUAGCGAGGAUGACUUCAAACCAAAAUCCAAAGUGAAAACCAGGAUCCCAGGCAAAAUGACUUUGAUCAGGAUGGAAGAUGAAAAGAAGAAGAGAACUGGAAAUGAUUAUUGGGUGGAAGUGUUUUUGGAAUCAGAAGAAAAAUGGAUUUCAGCUGAUUUGGUGUAUGGCCAAGUUCAUUGUGUUAAGGAAGUGUAUCAAAGAGCAACUCACCCAGUGUCCUAUGUACUGGCUUGGAAUAAUGACAAUACCUUGAAAGAUGUCACACAACGAUACUGUCAAAACUACAACACAGUCACUAGAAAAUUGAGAAUAGAUUCAAAGUGGUGGAAUGAGUCUCUUAACCCAUUUGUAGGAAAAUCCACUGCCAGAGAUUUAGAGGAAGAUGAGGAUUUAGCUAGACAGCAAUUGGAUCAACCUUUGCCCAAGUCAAUAGCUGAAUACAAGAAUCACCCAUUAUAUGUAUUAAAGAGGCAUUUGCUUAAGUUUGAAGCUCUAUAUCCACCAGAUACUCCAACUUUAGGUUUUAUUAGAGGAGAAGCUGUUUAUCCAAGAGGGUGUGUCUAUACUUUGCAUUCCAGAGAUAUUUGGCUCAAACAAGCAAAAGUCGUUAAACUUGGUGAACAGCCAUACAAAAUUGUUAAAGCCAGGCCUAAAUAUGAUAAGUUAUCCAAUAAGAUGAUAACUGAUCAAAUGUUAGAAAUCUUUGGCUUAUGGCAAACCGAAGAUUAUGUUCCACCCACAGCCGAAAAUGGGGUGGUUCCCAGAAACGCUUUUGGAAAUGUUGAUUUGUUUAAGCCUUGCAUGUUACCAUUCGGAACUGUGCAUUUGAAAUUGCCUGGUCUAGCAAAAGUGGCAAAAAAAAUGAAUGUCGAUUGCGCACCAGCUGUUGUUGGCUUCGAAUUUCAUUCUGGUUGGAGCGUGCCAACAAUUGAUGGCUUCGUGGUUUGCAAGGAAUACGAAGAAGAGGUGGUAGCCGCCUGGGAGAAGGAACAAGCGGAAAUGAUAAGAAGAGAACAGGAGAAAACUGAUAACCGUGUGUAUGGAAAUUGGAGACGUUUGAUUAAAGGUCUUCUUAUCAGGGAACGUUUAAAAGCCAAAUAUGAUUUCGGGACACCUUCAGUUUCUGGAACCACUAAAGAGAUAAAGAAAAAAGCUAAGGCACCAACAUAUUGUACCAAAAGAACAUAGCUGUAUGUAGUGGUUUAUGCAGAUUGUUGAUUGAUUAGUAUGAUCUACUUUGAAGUGGAAUUUAUGAAAAAUGUGUGAUAAGUGGUGAUUAAUAUUAAUAAAUUGUUACAUUCUGAUGUCUUAUUUUGAAAUUAUCUUGAUAUUAAGCCAAACUUUUACAAUACUUAUUUUUACUUGUACCAGUAAGUUUGAAUGAAUAA